CAACAACACAACAGGAGAGCAGCAGCUUAAUUCCCCAUAGUGCAUUAGUAGUACUGGAAACAUCACAACGGGAAAUUCAAGUCUCUUACACACCACCAUAAUGCUUCUUCUCGAUUACCAAAAUGUACUCAUUCAAUCCGUACUCACGGAGAGAUUCUCAGGAGCACCACCGGUGAACAUUGAUCAAACUGUAGCCGAUUUCGACGGUGUUACUUUCCACAUCUCGACCCCUGAAGCAAAGACCAAAAUUCUCAUUUCCAUACAAGUCAAAUGCUACGAUGAACUUGUACGAUAUGGCGCUCAGCAGGUUCUUGAGCGUGAAUAUGGUCCAUACGUUGUUGCGCCGGAAAGUGGUUACAAUUUCUCGGUGCAAGUUGAUUUAGAAAGUCUGCCAGAAGAAAAGGAAGCCCGAGAUGAUUUGAUUAGACGCAUAUCCUUAUUGAAACGAAAUGCCAUGGCUGCGCCAUUCGAGCAUGCCUUCACCGAAUUCCACAAAUUACAGGAGGAAGCAUCGAAGUUCACGUCUGAGGAAGCUCCCCAGGGUGUCAGAGAAGGUGGAGAUGUUAUGGCAAUUCAUUACCGUGAUGAAGAAGCGAUUUAUAUCAAAGCCAGUCACGACAGAGUUACUGUUAUCUUCAGUACAGUAUUCCGCGAAGAGACAGAUAGAGUAUUCGGAAGGGUCUUUAUUCAAGAGUUCGUAGAUGCCCGAAGGAGAGCUAUUCAAAACGCUCCUCAAGUAUUGUUCAGAACCGAUCCGCCAUUGGAGCUUCAAGGAGUUCCAGGAGUAAAGGACAAUGGCAGUGGAGAUAUUGGAUAUGUUACAUUUGUUUUAUUCCCACGUCACCUCACACUUCAACGAAGAGAUGAAGUUAUUUCCCACAUCCAAACCUUCCGUGAUUACUUCCAUUACCAUAUCAAAGCAUCAAAGGCAUACAUUCACUCUAGAAUGCGUACACGUACCGCAGACUUCUUGCAAGUUCUGAGAAGAGCACGCCCAGAGAACGAAGAGAAAGAGAGAAAGACAGCUACCGGACGCACUUUCAAGGUCCAAGGUUGA
Messenger RNA from Botrytis fragariae, 1057 nucleotides. RefSeq names its product putative arp2 3 complex 34 kda subunit protein. Gene Ontology annotation, cellular component: actin cytoskeleton; Arp2/3 protein complex. Lineage: Eukaryota; Fungi; Ascomycota; Leotiomycetes; Helotiales; Sclerotiniaceae. Bases 101 to 1057 code for a protein of 318 amino acids. The record is from RefSeq and is a predicted model, not a curated record. Gene Ontology annotation, biological process: actin filament polymerization; Arp2/3 complex-mediated actin nucleation. Gene Ontology annotation, molecular function: structural constituent of cytoskeleton; actin filament binding. The transcript has 6 exons.